AUGUCGCCCACGACGUUAUCAUCGGUUGCAAGCUUCAGUGUAAUCGCACUCGCUGCGUACUGUUUCUUCCGUUACUUUCAGUGGGGAAAUAGGUGUACCCGUUCGCUUCCAUUGCCGCCUGGGCCAAGGCCUAUCCCUCUGCUUGGAAAUGUGCAUCAGCUUCCCAUGGAUUUCCCGUACCUGCAGUUCAGGAAAUGGGGACAAAUGUUUGGUGAUGUCUUUUGCCUGAAGGUCUUUCGACGACCUACUCUGGUGAUCAACUCUAUCCAUGUGGCGAAGGAGCUGCUUGCGCAUCGGGGGGCGAAAUACUCUGACAGGUUUUCAUCCCACCUAAUCACAGUUAUGGGUUUUGAGGUUGCCACGGCUUUCCUCGGGUAUGGCGACACAUGGCGUCGGCAUCGCAAACUAAUGCAAGUAGGCCUCGGCGACCAAGACGCGCUAGCUCGCCUUCGCCCUGUCCAGCAGCGGGAGAUAGUUGGCUUACUGUCUCGCCUGUCGCAAGAUCCGGAUGCCUUUGACAGUCACCUCAAGCACUUUACCGCAGCAUUGAUUAUGGGCUCUGCUUACGGGGAAACGGAGGAUGAGAACAUCCUCAGAUACGCAGAGACCAUUCUGCACACCCUUGUCACUGUAAUAACAACUCCAACUGCUGUCGUGCUGGAUUUUCUUCCGUUCUCAAAAUACGUGCCCUCAUGGGUGCUCAGUGGCCUAUUUAACGCGGGACUUCUGAAGACACGGCCGUUGCUGGUUCAUGUCAUGGACUCAGCGUUUGAAGAUGCCCGGACUCGGACGGCAGCGGCACUUGGGAAAGACAAGGCAUCGUUCGUUGCAAUUGCCACGGAGGCGCAAACAUUGAAGUCAGAUACCAACUCGGAUAAUGAUAUCAAGGUGGCAGCCUUCACGAUGUUCAUCGGUCAGUCAAAUUCCCGCUCGUUCUCUGCCAUAACACUAAAUUCAUUCCUCGUUCAAAUGGUGACUCAUCAAGACGUGUAUGCGAAGGCACAGCGGAGCAUCGAUGAGGUUGUAGGCAAAGAAAGACUUCCUGACCUCAGCGACAGGAAUUCAUUGCCCUAUGUGGACGCGAUUCUCAAGGAAGUCUAUCGGUUGAUCAACCUAGGCAUCCCACGACGUCUCAUGGACGACGAUGAGUAUCGCGGAUAUCACAUUCCGAAAGGAACAUCGGUCAUAGCUAACAUUUGGCAAAUGGGGCGUGAUAGUAACUACUAUAAGGAUCCCGACACAUUCAACCCGGACCGAUUCAUCGACCCCAAGCCCGGGUCCCUUGUAGAGCUUGAUCCACGUGAAUAUAUAUUCUCAUUCGGACGACGGAUCUGUCCUGGACAGCGCUUUGGGGACGAUAGCAUGUGGUGGACGAUAGCGAGUAUCAUUGCCACUUUCAAUGUGAAGAAGGCUCUGGACGCAGAUGGCAAAAAAAUAACGCCUUCUAUGACCGUCUUACCGGGCUUGACUAGCCACAUUCAACAAUUCCCGUGCUCAAUCCAACCUCGCUCUCAACGGGCUCUUGAGCUGAUCGCAGAGAGUGCGAUUCAUUUAGAGUAG
Messenger RNA from Rhodofomes roseus, 1560 nucleotides. RefSeq names its product cytochrome P450 monooxygenase. Gene Ontology annotation, molecular function: heme binding; monooxygenase activity; oxidoreductase activity, acting on paired donors, with incorporation or reduction of molecular oxygen. The record is from RefSeq and is a predicted model, not a curated record. The transcript has 11 exons. NCBI's taxonomy places the organism in Eukaryota, Fungi, Basidiomycota, Agaricomycetes, Polyporales, Fomitopsidaceae. Bases 1 to 1560 code for a protein of 519 amino acids.